Molecule: messenger RNA, 3156 nt
Organism: Cotesia congregata
Lineage: Eukaryota; Metazoa; Arthropoda; Insecta; Hymenoptera; Braconidae
Source: the annotation of a GenBank genome assembly
AUGUUUGUCGGUUUUUUUGUAUGGUUUAGCAUUUUUUUGAGUGUUAGCGCGGGACCGGUGAAGCAAGAAUGGAAAUUGCAUAUUGUGCAUACUAACGAUAUGCACUCGAGAUUUGAGGAGACUUCUGCAUUAUCCACGCGAUGCAUGCCAAAAGACAGGGAAAGCGGGCAUUGUUACGGAGGGUUCGCGCGGCUAGCGACACUAGUGCGGAAAGCGAAGAAUUCCAGCACGCCGACGCUGUUUCUGAACGCCGGGGACACCUACCAGGGCUCGGUGUACUACACGGUUCACAAGUGGAAGAUCGUCGCCAAGUUUCUGAACCUGUUGAUGCCAGACGCAAUCUCGCUGGGGAACCACGAGUUUGACGACGGGCCCGAGGGCUUGGUGCCGUUUGUGAAUGCAGCAGAGUUCCCGAUUGUUACGAGUAACAUCGAUCUCACUGAAGAACCAGAGCUGGCAGCUGCGACGAACCUGAUUAAUAACAGCACUAUACUUGAGGUUGAUGGUAAAAGGGUUGGUAUUAUAGGGUACCUCACACCCGAGACGAAGGUAAUCUCCUCACCAGGUAAGGUCGUUUUCCUUGAUGAGGUCCAGUCCAUCAGGCGGGAAGUUGAGAAACUGAGAGCCAAGAACGUCACAAUAAUAAUAGCGCUUGGCCACUCGGGCUUCGAUAUUGACAAAAAAAUAGCUGCUGAAGUUGACGGCGUCGAUUUGGUAAUCGGCGGUCAUACUAACACUUUCCUCUACACCGGAAGAAAGCCUGACUUGGAGGCACCAGAGGGACUCUACCCCACGGAGGUUAUUCAGAAAAAUGGACGUAAGGUUUACGUCGUCCAGGCGUACGCCUACACAAAGUAUCUCGGAAAUCUAUCGGUUACUUUCGACGCCGAUGGUGAAGUUACUAACAUCAUCGGCAACCCUAUUCUGGUGACAAAUGACAUCGAACAAGCGUCUGAUAUUAUUCAAGAACUGGAGCUGUGGAAAAAGGAAACAGAAAACUUUACACGCAUGGAAGUCGGGUUCUCAAAAGUCUUGCUAGAUGGCAAUGAUAAGAAUUGUCGUCGUGGUGAAUGCAACCUCGGUAACGUCGUUGUUGACGCCAUGGUUGAAUACAACGCCAGAGAAUACGCCGGUCUAGAAGGAUGGACUGAUGCAGCUGUUGCCAUUCACAACAGUGGCUCCGUAAGAACUUCGAUAAACAAAUCACCUGACGCACCAAUAACAGUUAGUGACAUAAUUGCAGUAUUGCCUUUUAAUAAUGCAGUAGGAAAAAUACAGGUUACAGGAAAAAUUAUUAUUGAUAUGCUUGAACACAGUGUUCAUACGCUUGAACCAAACGACACUAGUAACCUUUCUGGACGGUUUUUACACUUCUCGGGCUUACAGGUCGUCUAUAAUUUGUUCAAACCUCGUGGUUCAAGAGUAGUGCGUAACUCAGUAUUAAUACGUUGCUCAAAAUGUCGAAUUCCGCAGUACUACAAACUACAAGAAGAUGAAACAUACACAGUAUUAAUAACAGACUUCAUUUAUCAUGGUGGAGAUGGUUACGAUAUGUUGGACAAAUUAACGUGGGAGCCUCUUGGAGUUACAACAGAUCAAAUCCUUGUCGAUUACAUAAAAAGACGGAGUCCAAUACACGCAGGAGUUGAAUGGAGAAUAAGUUUCAUUGAACUAAGUGAAAACCUGAGCGGCAGUGCACACCGCAUCUACACGCAAAAAAUGUUGAUACUGCCAAUUUCGCUGGGGAACCACGAGUUUGACGACGGGCCCGAGGGCUUGGUGCCGUUUGUGAAUGCAGCAGAGUUCCCGAUUGUUACGAGUAACAUCGAUCUCACUGGAGAACCGGAGCUGGCAGCGGCGACGAACCUGAUUAACAGCACUGUGCUUGAGGUUGAUGGUAAAAGAGUUGGUAUUAUAGGAUACCUCACACCCGAGACGAAGGUAAUCUCCUCACCAGGUAAGGUCGUUUUCCUUGAUGAGGUCCAGUCCAUCAGGCGGGAAGUUGACAAACUGAGAGCCAACAACGUCACAAUAAUAAUAGCGCUUGGCCACUCGGGCUUCGAUAUUGACAAAAAAAUAGCCACUGAAGUUGACGGCGUCGACUUGGUAAUCGGCGGCCAUACUAACACUUUCCUCUUCACCGGAAUAAAGCCUGACUUAGAGGCACCAGAGGGACUCUACCCCACGGAGGUUAUUCAGGAAAAUGGACGCAAGGUUUACGUCGUCCAGGCGUACGCCUACACAAAGUAUCUCGGAAAUCUAUCGGUUACUUUCGACGCCGAUGGUGAAGUUACUAACAUUAUCGGCAACCCUAUUCUGGUGACAAACGACAUCGAACAAGCGUCUGAUAUUCUUCAAGAACUAGAAGCUUGGCGGCCCAAUUCCGACAUGCUAUCCAACAUAUCUUUGGGCUUCACCAAAGUCUUCCUUGAUGGUGACAAGAAACGGUGUCGCAGUCGCGAAUGCAACCUUGGCAAUCUGAUCACCGAGGCUAUGGUUGACUAUAAUGCAAAGCAGUAUUUCGGCCCGUUUGGUUGGACCGACUCUUCCAUUGCCGUUAUCAACAGUGGGGUUAUCAGAAAGUCGAUCAACAAAGCUCUGGAUAAUCCAGUCACAAUGAAGGAUGUAUUAGAUGUCCUUCCGUUUUGCCACUCGAUGGUAAAAGUACAAUUGACGGGUAGUGGCAUAUUCGAAAUGCUUGAGCACAGUGUAGACGGAUUAGUUUGUACAAAAGUUUGUCUAAUCACCGGCCGAUUUCUGCAGUUUUCAGGUCUCACUGUAAUAUACAACAUAUCCCAGCCACGAGGCAGCAGAGUUGUGCGUGAUUCAGUAUUUGUGCUUUGUUCAAAUUGUCGCACUCCUGCUUAUGAAGUGGUAGAAAGCAAUAAAACAUACACUAUACUUACGACAGAUUAUUUACAGAGUGGGGGUGAUGGUUAUAAGAUGCUGAAGAAUUUAACGUGGAUUAAUACAGGGACAACGAUGGACCAAAUCAUAGCUAAUUAUUUAGUUACUAAAAGUCCAGUUUAUCCAAUAAUAAAUAACAAAAUAAUGUUUUUUGUCAAUGAACCUAACCGCAGUUCUUCGAACUUACAUAAUUACAGACUUAUUGUUAGUUUAUUAAUUAUCAUCGCUUACAUGACUAAUUGUAAAUAA